AGCUCAUUCACAACGGCACGUAUACCCACUCGUAAUGGCAUGUGACUCGCGCGCACGGCGGAUUUAAUUGCAGUUUACUCCUGCGCGAGUGUGCCAGGUCGGAUUCUGCGUUACAAAUCCUUUUUUCUUACCUUUGUUUGUUGUUAUUGCUGUUGUUGUAAUGGGCUGUGGCGGGAGCAAGGACGCGAAAGGCAACGAGAGGGGUGUGAAGGCCUCCGAUAACGCCGCCGCCGCGCGUGCCCGUUACCCUCUCCUCGACACCCCAGAAGAGCAAGCAAACCGGUUUCUCCAGCUCUGCAGCCCUCCGCCGCGCUGCACCGCACCCAAGUUCGCGAAGGCGAUCCCGCGGCCUCGUCCUACCCCAACCCACUCGCGGUUGAGCUCAGACGCGUCUACGCCGACGUGCGUCAGCGUAUCGCCCAGCAUGAGUUGGAGGAUGAGGAGACGGCAGCGAUAAACCAGGAAAAGGAUCGCGUGGCGCGUGUGCAGCGUGCGCACAGCCGCCGGCUCACUCAGCCCAGCGCCGGCAAACCUGUGGUGGCGCAGCGGCUUCGUCUGACGGCGGACGGGACGCCAACGAGUGCGGAGGCAGAACCGGUAAAGGAAGCGGCGAGCACGCCGUUGGAGGCGAAGGUGGCGGCGGAGGACGACGCCCAGCCGGUCUCGCCUCACACCCUGCAGUACCCGGCGCAAAAGGAAUUUACGCUCUAUGUGAACAACAGUGUCGCGCAGGCGCGGCAUCGCCACUUCUCCGCCUUUGACGUCGUCGAGGCGGUGGAAGUGUUCGUCGGAUACGUGAAGCAGGAUCUGCGCGUGCAGCAGGGUAGUGCGUGUAAAGAACACGGUUACAAGCCGCGCAGCCAUCGAAGAUCGCCCAACAGCACCACCACCGCCGCUGCAGCAGCAGCAACCGCAACUGCGGCGAAUACGAACGGAAAACAUGAGUGACCGACCCCCACUGUUCCGUGGACGUGUCGGAUGCAGUGCGUGCUCUCGGGUGCGUCGAGUGAGGCGGAGAGCAUGCUGCAGGCGGCGCGGCAGCGGUGGGGGCGUGAACGGGAGGCCUCGCACCUGCGGCCCGCCGCGCCGAUCCGCUACACAACACAACAACAACAUGAUAAUGGUAAUAGCAGUCAUAAAACGAGUGCUCGAGGUGGCGAGAAGGGCGAAAAGAUGACGACGCCUUGUACAGAAAAUGCGCAUGCGAAAACAACGAAAGCAGCGGCGUUGAUCACCGCGUCGGAGCCGGUACAGGGCCGCAGCGGCAGCGGCAGCAGCUCCGUCGAGGGUGGCCAAGGGCUGCUGUUUGUUGACGCCGUCUUCGAAGGCGCCGUGCCGGACAGCUUCGACCGCCACACGCCGUGGCAGCUGGAGAUUGUGUUGUACUUCACGGCGUAG
This is a messenger RNA of Leptomonas pyrrhocoris, 1398 nucleotides long. RefSeq lists its product as hypothetical. The transcript has a single exon. The coding region runs from base 979 to 1398 and encodes 139 amino acids. Lineage: Eukaryota; Euglenozoa; Kinetoplastea; Trypanosomatida; Trypanosomatidae. The record is from RefSeq and is a predicted model, not a curated record.